Molecule: messenger RNA, 1377 nt
Organism: Lethenteron reissneri (Far Eastern brook lamprey)
Lineage: Eukaryota; Metazoa; Chordata; Hyperoartia; Petromyzontiformes; Petromyzontidae
Gene: PSMD4
Product: proteasome 26S subunit ubiquitin receptor, non-ATPase 4
Biological process (GO): proteasome-mediated ubiquitin-dependent protein catabolic process
Cellular component (GO): cytosol; nucleus; proteasome regulatory particle, base subcomplex
Molecular function (GO): polyubiquitin modification-dependent protein binding
Source: RefSeq, a predicted model, not a curated record
CGACGUACGACCACGCCCACCGCUCCUCCCGUCAGCCAAUCGGCUUCUCGCUUAUUAACUUCGGCCGCCGAAACAUUCGCAGAGAGAGGCCGCAACGAUGGGGCUGGAGAGUACUAUGGUGUGCGUCGACAACAGCGAAUACAUGCGGAAUGGGGACUUUGUGCCGACCCGCCUGCAAGCACAGCAGGAUGCCGUGAACAUCGUGUGCCACUCUAAAACCCGCAGCAACCCGGAAAAUAAUGUUGGGCUUAUCACACUAGCCAACAACUGUGAGGUGCUGACAACAUUGACCUCGGACACGGGAAAAAUUAUAUCCAAACUUCAUUCUGUGCAGCCCAAGGGAGAUAUUAACUUCUGCACAGGGAUUCGUGUGGCUCACCUGGCAUUGAAACAUCGCCAGGGAAAAAACCACAAGAUGAGGAUUGUAGUUUUUAUUGGAAGUCCCAUCCUCAAUGAUGAAAAGGAGCUCCUGAAGCUAGCAAAGCGUCUAAAAAAGGAAAAAGUUAAUGUUGAUAUCAUUAACUUUGGCGAAGAGGGGAGCAACACUGAGAAGCUGACAGCAUUUGUGAACACACUGAAUGGGAAGGAAGGAACAGGCUCCCAUCUCGUGACUGUUCCACCAGGUUCUAGCCUGGCUGAUGCUCUGCUUAGCUCUCCCAUUUUGGCUGGAGAGGGUGGAGUUGGGUUUGGUCUUGGACCCAGCGACUUUGAAUUUGGGGUAGACCCAAAUGCCGACCCGGAACUGGCCCUGGCCCUGCGUGUAUCUAUGGAAGAACAGCGGCAGCGCCAAGAGGAAGAGGCACGCAGGGCAGCAGCUGCCUCUGCUGCUGAGGCCGGAGUGAAACCAGCUGCUGGUGAAGACUCUGACCAGGCUUUGCUGGAAGCAGGCCCUAGCAUGUCCAUGCAGCAGCCGGAAACGGUCAGCCCAGGAAUUCCAGAUUUUAGCAGCAUGUCCGAGGAAGAACAAAUUGCUUAUGCCAUGCAGAUGUCUCUUCAGGCAUCAGAAUUUGGUCGAGAAGGAGCAAGUGAAGCAGAGAGCUCUGCCAUGGAUACUUCUGAACCACCUGCGAAGGCGGAUGAAGAGGAUGAUUAUGAUGUGAUGCAAGACCCAGAGUUCCUGCAGAGUGUGCUGGAGAACUUGCCAGGAGUAGAUCCUUCCAAUGAGGCUAUUCGCAAUGCUAUGGGCUCGCUUGCUUCUCAGUCAGGCACUCAGGCCCAAGACACCAAGAAAGACAAGGACAAAAAAGACGAGAGCAAAAAAUAGAGCAGAUUGCAAAAUGCAUUUCCAAACCUUGCAAUGCCCUGAACGUGAAAGUUUAAAAUGUGCUAUGUGUAAAGCUUAUCUGUGCAAAAUAAAGAUCUUUAAUAUUGCACGUU